Messenger RNA from Lottia gigantea (owl limpet), 330 nucleotides. RefSeq lists its product as hypothetical. The record is from RefSeq and is a predicted model, not a curated record. The annotation marks the transcript as partial. Lineage: Eukaryota; Metazoa; Mollusca; Gastropoda; Lottiidae. The transcript has a single exon.
UUAUGCUUAACAAUUUACAAAUUAGUAUGCUUAACAAUUUACAAAUUUACAUGCUUACCAAUUUACAAAUUUACAUGCUUACCAAUUUACAAAUUAGUAUGCUUAACAAUUUACAAAUUAGUAUGCUUAACAAUUUACAAAUUAGUAUGCUUAACAAUUUACAAAUUUACAUGCUUACCAAUUUACAUGCUUACCAAUUUACAUGCUUACCAAUUUACAUGCUUACCAAUUUACAUGCUUACCAAUUUACAUGCUUACCAAUUUACAUGCUUACCAAUUUACAUGCUUACCAAUUUACAUGCUUACCAAUUUGCAAAUUUGUAUGCUUAA